Closterium sp. Naga37s-1 is the source of this 531-nucleotide messenger RNA. The record is from the annotation of a GenBank genome assembly. Lineage: Eukaryota; Viridiplantae; Streptophyta; Zygnematophyceae; Desmidiales; Closteriaceae.
AUGGGCGUCAUCACUGCUCAGGAUGACACCAGUAGCAGUGGCGGCGGCGGCAGCAGCGAGAGUGGGAAGCAGAUUGGGGAGCAACAGGCGGACACUGAAUCAGAAGCCACGAGCGAGGGAGUAGCAGAAGGAGUAGGAGGGAUGGGAGUCUUUUGCUCUACAGCUCGAGGCAGAGGAGGAUGUUGUUCCCUCAUUGUGGCUCUUCUCUUCAUGGAGGCACACAAGAAGGCCCUUCAGGUCCCUGGCCGCGCUCUCUCUGCCAUCAUCACCCAUCUCAAGUCCUCUCUCUCUCCCGCAGACUUCUCCUCUCUCUCCACCUUGCACUUUGCUGUUGUCGCGCCCAUUGGCAAAAGCACAGCAGGGGAGAGAGGGCAGGCGGGGGAGGGGGAAGGGGGGGAGGGAGUGGAGGAGAGGGUGCAUAUGGAAGCGCUGCUGAAGGGGCCGAACGAGGUAGCUCUGGGGAAAGCCAAUGUGGGUACAGUAAGGGCGAUGAUGGUGAUGAGUGAUAUGUGCGUCGUUGUGACAGACUAA